Cloeon dipterum is the source of this 3138-nucleotide messenger RNA. RefSeq names its product frequenin-2. The transcript has 7 exons. The record is from RefSeq and is a predicted model, not a curated record. Gene Ontology annotation, molecular function: calcium sensitive guanylate cyclase activator activity; calcium ion binding. NCBI's taxonomy places the organism in Eukaryota, Metazoa, Arthropoda, Insecta, Ephemeroptera, Baetidae. Bases 217 to 783 code for a protein of 188 amino acids.
AGUGGGUCACUGAGUCGGGCGGGAGUAGUGUAGUAUCCUGGACGAAGCCGGCUCAUGCACACGAUGAAGGAGUGAGUGCCUGCUGCCGAGCGCUGCCAGAGAGCCGAGUCUGCCGUCUUUCUCCGUCGCGCCCGCUGUGCCCCUCGCACCUUUGGCCAGUGUCGAGGUAGAGCCGACAGUCGAGUUUGUCCUGCUGCAGUCGUCGUCGUCGUCGCGAUGGGCAAGAAAAAUUCGAAACUGAAGCAAGACACCAUCGACAGGCUUACGUCCGAAACAUACUUUUCGGAAAAAGAGAUCCGCCAAUGGCACAAAGGAUUCCUGAAGGACUGUCCGAACGGCCUGCUGACCGAGCAGGGCUUCAUAAAAAUCUACAAGCAGUUCUUCCCGCAAGGCGACCCCAGCAAAUUCGCCACCCUGGUGUUCCGCGUGUUUGACGAGAACAAGGACGGCUCGAUAGAGUUUGAGGAGUUCAUCAGAGCACUCUCCAUCACCUCCAGAGGAAACCUCGACGAGAAAUUGCACUGGGCGUUUAGGUUGUAUGACGUAGACAAUGAUGGAUACAUCACGCGCGAAGAGAUGUACAACAUAGUGGAUGCCAUCUAUCAAAUGGUGGGUCAGCAGCCGCAGUUCGAGGAUGAAAACACGCCGCAGAAGCGAGUGGACAAGAUCUUCAAUCAAAUGGACAAGAACCACGACGAUAAGCUCACACUCGAGGAGUUCCGCGAAGGCAGCAAAGCGGACCCGCGUAUAGUGCAGGCGCUCUCGCUCGGCGAUGUCAACUGAUCUACACUUAUUUUGCCUAAGGGAGCAGAAUCGUCGCUUGGGCCAGCGGAACCAUCGGCCGUCGCGAAUAUUGACUCAAGUUUACCUAAUAUUGUGAUUUUCAUUCCUUAUAUUAUAUAUAUUGCAUAAUGCGCGCAUACUGAGAUUUUUAAUUGUAAAAAGCAUGGAUAAAUUAUUAUUAAACUACAAAAUAUAUUUACUAAAAAGAUUAAAACAAGUUAAAUUAUACUCAUCUCUCUCUCACAACACACACUGAAACACACACUCACUGUUGAAAAUUAAAAUUCCACACUAUCGCAUCGGGAAAAUUUUUUCUUUAGUUGGUCGCGUAAUACCAAAGCAAUCAUAACAUGGGAAGAUUAAUUUUGCGGCCUAUACACAAACACGGAGUUGCAAAGUAAGCAAUUAGCGCGCACUUCUACAACACAGAUUUCCGAGUCAAACGCCAAGGCUAUAAAAACCGCAUUAAAUUACAAGUUAAUAAAGUGUACUGCCAAAGUGUAAUAUACAAAAACAAAAUGCUAUAAACACAAAGCUGGAGAAUAAAGUUUGAGAUCAGUAGCUUUUUCAGUAGUUUUUCCACAGCAGAUGAAGACAAGUGAUUUUAAUGAGAGAGAGAGAAAGCAGAUUUGUUAAUUGAAAGUGCGUGGAUCGCCACGAAAGAGCCAUUUGCCAGUGGAAAAUCUGUUUGACCGUGCGUUGAAUUUUAAUUAUGCUAAUUAAGCAUCGUGCAGAGUGUGUGUGUGUGUGUGUGUGCGCACGUUUACAGUGAACUAUUAUGCACUUAAAUCCAUUGCGUGAAUGUUGAAGUUCCCGCCCACUCGCCCAUUUGUCCCAACUGAAAAGCGUGAACGUUUUGCUAAUUGGCCUGGAAAAAUUCACUCUGCGAAUCAAGACAAGUUCAUUGCCAAUUCGCCUCUUACGAGGGUAAUGAUUUAUUUACACUUGCCGAAAUUAUGGAAUUCACUAAAAGCAAUCAAUAUUUCAAUCUGAGAAUAUACAAAUGAUAAUUUAAUCCGUCAACUAAUUCUAAUACUGCUACCACUUAGCUUUUUAUUUAAUCUCUACGCAUAAUUUUCUUAUAUAUUUAUCUUGCAAAAGGCGCAUUUCUAGUGAAAUCGAUCUUACAAAACGUUUAAUAAAAUACUAUUAUAAUAUGCACAACACUUUGCAACAAGCUCAUCACUGGAUUGCGAUUAUUCAUAUAAAUUCUUAGUGUUUUUAAAGUCACUAUCCACUUCCAAGUAAGGAAAUCGAUCUGCAUGCUUCUAAAAUAUCGAUGAAUUUAAUGACGACAACGUUAACAGGUGUAAAUAUAAUCCAAUUUUCAGUGUGAUUUUAUAUAAUAAAAUACUCGACUACAUUUAUUCUGAUUAUUACGUAAUUAAAUAGCUGUAAACUCUGAGAGGUCGGUUUCUGGAUGAGCACGAGACAAAACUACAAAGGGACCUGAUUUUGAAUUUCAAUCCCGCCGCGCUGUCCCGGCGUGCACAUCCAGAGAUCGACGAAGAGGAUAAUAAAAAACUGUGUAUGAUUUGAAUUUUGGAGUUGAGUUUAAAGAUUCAUGGCUGCCGCAUGUCUUUCCACGUUAGCGCCACAGUCGAGAUGCGAAAUCAAGCAUUCGAGACCCUCUCUUUACGCAAUUUUUGAUCGCGCGUUGGAGUUGCAUUGGUAUAAACAGGUCCGCGCUAAAGAGCAGAAAUAAAAAGCGAGUUUUAAAAAUAAACAUUACACGACACGUUUCUGAGUUCGGAUCUGAUUUCUCACGAUUUCUCGUAAUUCGAAAAGCUGAAACACGUAUAUUCAGACGCAAUUAAGUGAGUGUGUAUGUGUGCAUUUAAAUAAGGAAAAUCUACCUUGUACCGAAAAGCUGCUUUGAGUGUCGCUGAUUCCGCUUCGACGAAGUUGAUUUUGCUGCACUUUGGUUGAGCUGACUUUAGAGUGAAAAUGAGUGCCUGUUGCGGGAGGAAAUGUGUGAGCAAGUGACGAGUGCUAAUUUUAAUUUUGUGAUUUAAUGAAUUUGUAAUACAUGUAUUCCAAAAUUAUUAUGAUCUCCGAUGAUUGUUAUAUUAUUGUUAAGAAGCUGAAAACCGGAUCUGCGGGUCGGUGGUCGUUUUUUAAUUGUAUUAAUUGUCCAUAAAAACAAAAAUAAAUUAUCAUUCACUCUGGAAAAAACCAGAUGUUGGUUCUCAUCAAAAUAAAAAUGCGAGAGUUCUUCGAAAAAUUGUUUGUAUGCAUUUACGAAGUUUGUUGGGUACAAAUAUAUAUCUGAAACGUGAUUAAACGAUAUUUUAAUUAUUGUAAAUAUGCAGCAAAGUGCACAAAUAAAGUUGUGUGUAAUUCCAAUACAACUUA